AUGGCCACCCCGGACGAUCUCAACGCCAACGCGGAGUUCAUUCGCUUGGCCGAUUUUUUUGUGGAGGUUCCAGGUGGCAAGAACGUGAACAACUACGCCAAUGUGGAGCUGAUCUGCCGCAUUGCUAAGGAGCAAAAGGUGGACGCGGUCUGGCCUGGUUGGGGGCACGCCAGCGAGAACCCGAAGCUGCCAGCCACCCUGAAGGAGAACGGCAUCAUCUUCAUCGGCCCACCUUCAGGUUGCAUGGCUGCCUUGGGCGACAAGAUCGCGGCCAACAUCUUGGCACAGACUGCCAAAGUGCCCAGCAUUCCUUGGAGUGGAGACGGCCUCACCUGCCAACUCACCGAGGAGGGCACCAUCCCAGAGGACAUCUUCAACAAGGCUAUGGUCACAAGUGCAGAAGAUGCGUGCGCACGAGCCGAGAAGAUUGGCUUUCCCAUCAUGGUCAAGGCCUCUGAAGGUGGCGGAGGAAAGGGCAUCCGUAAGGCCACCAACAUGGAGGAGUUGAAGGUGGCCUUCACCAACGUCUUCACCGAAGUGCCUGGCUCCCCCAUCUUUCUGAUGAAGAUGGUGUCCAAGGCCCGUCACUUGGAGAUCCAGAUCGUGGGCGACGAAUAUGGCAACACCCUGGCCUUGAACGGCCGCGAUUGCUCCACACAGAGGAGAUUCCAGAAGAUCUUCGAAGAAGGUCCUCCCACCAUCGCAAAAAAGGACGUUUUCCAUGAGAUGGAGCGCGCCGGCAUGCGCCUUACCGCCUUAGUGGGCUAUCAAGGUGCUGGCACCGUGGAAUAUCUCUACAGCCCCGAGACUGACACCUUUUGCUUCUUGGAGCUGAACCCACGUCUCCAGGUGGAACACCCCGUGACCGAAGCCAUCACCGGGGUCAACAUGCCCGCCACCCAGCUGCACAUUGCCAUGGGCAUUCCGCUCUACAACAUCCCAGACAUCAGGAGGUUCUACGGAAUGGAUCCAACGCAGAACUCCAAGAUUGAUUUCUUCGCUGUGGACUAUCCUCCCAUCACCUCCCACUGCUGCGCUUCGCGUAUCACGGCGGAGAAUCCGGACGAGGGCUUCAAGCCGACCAGUGGAAAGAUCCACAGCGUGCGAUUCCAAUCCUCUGGUGAUUGCUGGGGUUACUUCAGCUGUGGCCUGAAGGGCGCCAUCCACGAGUUCGCAGAUUCGCAGUUCGGUCACAUCUUCGCCAAGGGACCCAAUCGCGAGGCUGCCCGCAAGAGCUUGCGCUUCGCGCUGAUGAACUUGGACAUUCAAGGAGACAUCCGCCAUCCCGUGGACUAUUUGGUGGAUUUGAUCGAGACCAAGGAGUACCGGGAGAACACCAUCGACACCAUGUGGCUGGAUGGACUUAUUGCCAGCAAGGCCAUCACACCCAGCCUGGGCGUCAACGAGGUGGUGUUCUACGCUGCGGUCUUCAGGGCCUUUGACAUGGCCAAGAGCCGUACCAAUGAUGCCAUCCAGUCCAUGCAGAAGGGGCAACUGGUGCUGCUCGGCAAGAACGACACCGAUGCGCUGAUUUCCUUUCACUUAGACAUCACCUAUGAUGACAGGAAGUUCUCCUUCCAGGUGACCCGCAAGCGCUCGGACGUCUACUGCUUCGCCAUCAACGGCGGCACCAUCGCUGCGAAGGUCCGCGAGCAGCCCGAUGGCUCGCUGUACGUCACCGUGGGGCGUCUCAGCCAACACCUCAAGGGGAAGGAGGAGGCUUUGGGCUUGCGCUUGAUCAUUGGAGCCCAGACCAUCAUGGUCCCCAACGUCUACGACCCCUCCGAGCUGCGCUCGGACGUGAAUGGCAAGGUGGUGCGCUAUUUGCACGAGGAGGGCACUGAGAUUGCUAAGGGAGACACCUUUGUGGAAUUGGAAGCCAUGAAGAUGAUCAUGUCCCUGAAGUCUCCAGAGGCAGGCAAGGUGAGCCACGCCCUGUCGGCCGGCAGCAUCGUCUCGGCGGGCGAGCUCUUGGCCAAGCUGGAGCUGAAGGAUCCAUCCAAGGUGAAGAAGAUCUCGCCCUUCGAGGGCGUCUUCAGCCUUGGUGAGGACCUCGAGGCGGUCGCCGCGGAGCCGCUGCAGGAGCUGCUGGCGUUGUUGGAUGGCUUCUGCAUCGAGGCCAAGGGGCCGGAAGUGGUACAGAAGAUGUUCGAGGGCUUCGCCAAUCAUCAAGCUGCGGCUGAGACAGUUCGCGGAGUCUUGGAGAAGUACCUCUCCAACGAGCGUCCUUUCGCUGCUUCCAUCGACAAGAAGCAACCCUAUGACCAGCUGCUGUUGGAGAUUAUCAACCAAGGAAAGGACGACCUUGAGAAGGUCCUCUUCAUGAUUGCAGCACACAACAAGAUGGCAUCCCGCAACGAAGCCGUCAUGGCCAUUCUGCGCGAGAUGGUGGCAGUCGAAGGAUCUGGAAUGUCCUGCAUGUACGUGCCGGACAUGCGCGAGGAGGAGAUGGAUGGCGGCGUCCAUCAGAAGGUCGUGGAGAUCUCGCAGCUCCCCAGCACGGCCGCAGUGGCCGGGGACUAUGGCAACGUGCGCUACCUCGCACAGCAGCUCCUGGACGUCUUGCCUCAGGAAACCUACCAACAGCGUUUGGGUGGACUCCAGAGCCAGCUGCGCGCGUUGGAGGAGAAGGCCUGGACGUCCAAGUCAGAGAUGCCUGGUGCCGUGGAAGGAAAUUUGGAGGUGGAGCUAUUGGUGGAUGCCUUGUACGAUUCUGACGCGAAGGUGCAGAAGGGAGCCAUCCAAUCCUACCUGCACUGGUUGGCGGCUCCUAGCCGUUUGUCUGACGUGGUCAUCCAGGAGAAGUCCGCCCGGUGGACGCAAUUCUUCCCGGUGUCCGAGGGGACCCACGAGCGACAUGGCUUGAUGCUGCUCCUGCCAGAGGUGCAGCACUUGGAGAGCAAGUUGGAAGAGCUCCUGCCCCAGUUGGUUACCCUGCAGGGAAGCUCCGGCAGUUCUGUGCCCUUGAACUUUCUGCACGUGGUGCUGGGAAAGGAUGCUUUCCCUUCAGUGACUGACCGAACCUUGUUCUACAACACCGAUGAUGAGAUGAAGAAGGCCAUCAAGCAGAGUCAGGACAUCUUCGCAAAGAAAGCUGAGAUCCUGAAAGCAGCAGGUGUGGGAGAGAUCUCGCUGGUGUUGCCUCAGCCACCUCGACACCCUCGCUUCGCCAAGUUCUUGCUGGACGAACAGGAGGAAUGGUCCGAGCAAGAGAUGGGCCGUGACAUGUGGCCUUCCUUCACCGGCAUGUUGGAGUUGGGCGCAUUGAACCGUAUCUGCACUUUGCAGCGCAUUCACAAGGAAGUUCGACCAACGUCUCACAUCUAUUUGGCCACACAGCCUAUGGUGGGUGGCAAGUCUGCCGCACCAGAAUUGCUGAUGCGUGCCUUGUACCUCUCCAAAAUCAACAAGGAAUCCUUUGGCCAAUGCCUUGCGGAUAGUUUGGAUGUGGCUUUGGACGAGGUUGAGCACGCCAUGCUGGAUCCUCGAGUCGCCAAGUUCGGUCAAGGUGUCACCAGCCGCAUCUUCCUCCACUUCUUGAGUGAGCUGGACAUGUCUCGCCAGGAGAUCGAAAAGCUGCUGACCGAGAGCAUCAGCAGCCAUGCCGGACAUCGUAGCUCAGAGAUGAUCCAGUUGUGCAUCGAUCAGAUCGAGGUGAAAGUUCACCAGCGCAGCAGCAGUGGCUUUGAGAUCUUGCGCAUGUCCUUGUCCUCUUUGCACGGAGGAUUCCUGAAGCCCAAGCUGCUGCGUGAGAUUCCUGACCCGGUGACAGGCUACCCCUUGCGAUGGGAAGCGGCCGAUGGGGCGCAGAGUGCCAUCACGGAUCAUCCGCAUGUGGUCGACCAUGUGCAGUUGAGUCAGUAUCAGGCGAAGCGUGUGGCCGCUCGUCGCGCUGGCUCCAGCUAUGCCUACGACCUGCCAGGUAUGCUGCACUUGGCUCUGACCAUGAAAUGGAUCAACGCCAGCGUCAGCGAUGUGCCUGCCGCCAAGGCCACGGGCAGCCGCAAGCGCACCACAACGCCAGGUCGUGCGGCCGCAGCGGAGGGAAUGCCCAAGGACAUCAUGAAGGCUGUGGAGCUGGUAAUGGAUUGGAACAAGAUGGAGCUGGUUGAGACGGAGCGCCCGGAGGGCAGCAAUGACAUUGGCAUGUUGGCCUGGAAGAUGAGCAUGAAGACCCCGGAGUAUCCCCAGGGCCGUGAUCUGAUUUUGAUCUCCAACGAUGUGACCUUCCAAGCAGGUUCCUUCGGUGCCAAGGAGGACCAGUUCUUCCAGAAAGCCUCGGAGUUUGCCCGUGUGCGCGGCCUGCCCCGCAUCUAUGUCUCCUGCAACAGCGGAGCACGCGUGGGUUUGGUGGAAGAGUUGAAGCCGCUCUUCAAGGUGAAGUGGUUGGACCCUGCGGACUGCAACAAGGGCUUCGAGUACCUCUACCUCUUGAAGCAGGACUACGAGAAGCUUCCGGCCGGCACCGUGGAGGCCCACAAGGUCUCGGAGGCCGGGGAGGAGCGCUACGUCCUGGACGCCAUCAUCGGUGAGGGCAUGAAGAGCACCCAGGGUGGCAUCGGUGUGGAGAAUCUCCAGGGUAGUGGACUCAUUGCCGGAGAGACCAGCAGGGCCUACCAGGACACCUUCACGCUGUCCUACAUCACGGGGCGUUCCGUGGGCAUCGGUGCCUACUUGAACCGUCUGGGACAGCGAAACAUCCAGAUGGUGAGUAGCCCCAUGAUCUUGACCGGCUAUGGAGCCUUGAACAAGUUGCUGGGGAAGAACGUCUACUCCUCGCAAGAUCAGUUGGGCGGUCCUCAGAUCAUGGUGCCCAAUGGUGUGACCCAUCAAGUGGUGCGAGAUGACCAGGAGGGCAUGUCUGCAAUCCUCGACUGGUUGAGCUUUGUGCCCAAAGAUAUCUCUUGCCCACCUCCCAUGUCCCAAUUGGCUGCUGACCCUUGGGACCGCGACGUGGAAUUUGAGCCUUCUCCUUAUCCAUACGACCCACGUGACUUCUUGCGCGGUGUCAUUGAUUAUGAAGGCCGUAGACUCCGGGGCUUCUUUGAUGCCGGCUCUUGGAGCGAGUAUUUGGAGGGCUGGGGUCAGACCGUCAUCGUGGGCCGCGCUCGGCUGGGUGGUAUCCCUAUGGGCGUCAUCGCGGUGGAGACCCGUGGCGUGGAACGCUUCGUCCCCGCGGACCCGUCCAACCCCGAGAGCCGGGAGAUGAAGGAAACCAUGGGUGGCAAGGUGUGGUUCCCAGACAGCGCCUUCAAGACGGCGCAAGCGCUGAAAGACUUCAACCGUGGCGAGAACUUGCCAGUCAUGAUCUUUGCCAACUGGCGUGGAUUUUCAGGCGGCACUCGUGACAUGUACAACGAGAUCUUGAAGUUUGGAGCCAUGAUCGUGGAUGCGUUGGUGGAGUACAAGCAUCCCAUCUUUAUCUACAUCCCCAAGCACGGUGAGUUGCGUGGUGGUGCCUGGGUGGUCAUUGAUCCGGCCAUCAACCCUGAGAAGAUGGAGAUGUAUGCCGAUGUGGACGCCCGCGGCGGAAUCUUGGAGCCGCCAGGGAUUGUGGAGGUGAAGUACCGAGCCCAUCAGCAGGUGGAAGCCAUGCACCGCAUCGAUGAGAAGUUGAUGAAGUUGGAUGCGCACUUCGAAGCUGCCAAUGCUGAGGAGAAGCAGAGCAUUCAGAAGGAGAUCAAGGCGCGUGAGAAGCAGCUGCUGCCGCUCUACACCUCUGUGGCCACGACCUUCGCAGACCUCCACGACCGCGCGGGGCGCAUGAAGGCGAAGGGCGUCAUCCGGGAGAGCAUCAGCUGGAAGGACUCUCGCCGAUAUUUCUUCUGGCGCGUGAAGCGACGCGUCUUGCAAGACUUCCUCAUCGGCCGAUUGCAGAAGGCCAAUGAGACACUGAGCCAUAAGGAUUCGGAGGCCUUGGUGCAGCAGUGGGCCCAGGAGAGCAACGUGGACUACGACAGCGAUGUGAAGAUGGUGAGCUGGUUGGAGACCCAAGACGUGGAAGCACGUGCGGAGUCUGUCAGGACAGACUUCCUGAAAUCGCACAUUCAGGAACUCUUCAGCCAGCUCUCGCAAAGCGAACGCGCUGCCAUGCUCAGCACAUUGGCCAGCGCGAAGUGAGUCGUCCCGAGUCACAUCCCAUAAAUGCCACGGGGAUGUCGAGUCAUUAAGCCUUAACUUAAACACAGUUUUGAAGCAAAACUCACCUGCAACUCACUCAAAGACAUCGCUCAUUAUGUUUGAGAGCGAAAUCCCCCCACGUCAGUGAAGACUAGACAAACUUGAGAACCAGGAGCCCAGUGGUAAGCGCUUCAUGCUGCAAGCUGCAUUGAUGUCGCUACCCUCCCGGCGUUCCUAUCUAUUUUCUUUUUGCAUCAAAGACUUUGUAUAGCUAAUUUCGCUGCAAAAACGCAGCGGCCCCAGCAAAAACGAAGCUGAGAUGUCGUCUUUUUCCUGUAGGGUUUUAUCUGCGACAAGUGCAGAAGUAAACUAACUGCUGCCCUGUCAGCGACUGGGAGGUGUCUGAAGGUCAGACGAAUAUCUUUACAGAUCUUUUCCCCAACGUCUGUACAUAGAAGGCCCAUCCAGAAACCUUGGUUUUGCUUACCCAGCGAUUCGUGUCACAAAA
Messenger RNA from Cladocopium goreaui, 6628 nucleotides. The record is from the annotation of a GenBank genome assembly. Lineage: Eukaryota; Dinophyceae; Suessiales; Symbiodiniaceae.